Messenger RNA from Megachile rotundata (alfalfa leafcutting bee), 1532 nucleotides. RefSeq names its product SKA complex subunit 1. Lineage: Eukaryota; Metazoa; Arthropoda; Insecta; Hymenoptera; Megachilidae. Gene Ontology annotation, cellular component: outer kinetochore; mitotic spindle; spindle microtubule. Gene Ontology annotation, biological process: cell division; mitotic cell cycle; regulation of microtubule polymerization or depolymerization. The record is from RefSeq and is a predicted model, not a curated record. Gene Ontology annotation, molecular function: microtubule binding.
GCAACAUAUUCUAUGGUCUGACAAUCACACCAUAGACUUUAUGCAGCGGUAUUUGCAAGUCUAUGAAUUGCGCCAUCUAUGAGCGGUGUCCGAUUGAAUUUGAAAUUUACGAAUUAGGAUGAAAUUGACCGUUGCUCGCAAUAUCUAAUAAAGCAUAUUGUAUCUCGUUAUUUAUAGUAACAAGUUAUUAUUUCCGGUAAUGUAAUCGUUAUAAAGUGCUUCGAACAAAAGUAGUGUCGAUUUACCGAUUUAUUAUUACGCUUACGUUUAAGUAAUUAAGAAAUUUUUGCAAUUUUGAAAUGGCAGCCUCUUGUUCUUUGGAAGAAAUUUUGGAAAGACAGUGUGAAAAAUUACGAGAUUUGGAAACCGCUACAAUAUUCAUUAAUAGUAAAAAUGCAAUAAAGGAAGAGUUUCUUAAAAUGUACAAAGAAGUUACACAAAUGCAUGAUGGUAUUGAAAUUAUGAGAAAAAGAUUGGAAGAAUUGAAAGAGCAAAAUAACGAAUGCGUUGAAUUGUCGUUGCUUAUCAAGGAAUUGGAUAAAAAGAUUAUUCACAUGGAAACGAAUGUAUCGUCGAAACUAAUUUACGAUUAUCAUAAUAACGAGAAUUCGUUAUGUACGAGCAUGUUUCCUGAAGACGACUUUGUAAGAAAGUCGUCUAUGAUAACUGAAAGCGACGCGGAGGAUCAAAAAACUCUGAAGAAAGAUUGUAAAAAAAUCUUAUUCAACGAACCUGACGUUUGUCCAGUGAUACCUCUGAUAAGAGAAGACGAGUUUCAUACAAUUCCGAAGUAUAUAAUUGGAAGACAACCUUUAGAAACUUUAAAUAAUUUAAUAGUUACUAUAAAUCAAGUGUUAAAAGCAAAAUACACAUUCUUAUCGCAAGGAAAAGCUCAUGCUAGGAAACAAGGUUACUUGAAUGUCUAUUUACAUUAUAAGAAACAAGAAUUAGACGUUUGUACUAAUAAUGAAUAUGUGUACUUUUUUACUGCCAUUGAUUACGAGAAGUAUGCAAAGUCAAAACUGAACAAAAUUAAAUUAAAUUUAUUGACUGUUUUGCGACAUUGUAAACGAUUACGGGAACACAGAGUAAAAAAUGAUAUACACUAUGUCGUACAAACGAAACAAUGAUAACUCGAAACAUCGUAAAUACAAGAGAAAAAGAAAUUAUAUCUUACAUAGGAUUAAAGUUUUUCUAAUAAAUAUUUUUAUUAUCGUAUAAGUUUAUCAGUUCUUUCGUAACGCGAAGAAUGGAUGUAUUUUCAUCGGUCGAGGCGGUUGACAUUUUCGUACUAUAAAAAAUAUGGGAAAGAAAGAAUGGAAAAAGGAGAGAAAGAGAGAGAAAAUUUUAACGUGAUAGAAUUUAAAGUAACAAAUAACAAGUAUGUUGGUAUAAUGAAAGCAUAAUAAUAACAGAGAAAACAUUUGAAAUAUAUGUACUAAAAUGGAAUAGCUUUCGAAUGCACCCGAAAUAUUGUUCUUUGUAUAAUUUUUAAUAUUGUAAUAUAGAUUUUUAUCGCUAAUACGUAUGUU